Messenger RNA from Drosophila obscura, 656 nucleotides. Its product is annotated as single-pass membrane and coiled-coil domain-containing protein 4 homolog. The transcript is spliced from 2 exons. The coding region runs from base 336 to 512 and encodes 58 amino acids. Lineage: Eukaryota; Metazoa; Arthropoda; Insecta; Diptera; Drosophilidae. The record is from RefSeq and is a predicted model, not a curated record.
AAAAAAGGUCCAGUGGUUCAACUAUUUAAAUAGAGGCGGAUUAAGUGUUAAGUUCGUUUUUUGCUCGGUAUGUAUACCAAAUUUCUGGGGUAUACUUUUAACGCAAAAAUGAGCAAUUUCUGCGGCUAAUUUUAUAAGCUUGCUGUAAAAGCUUGUUGGUCCACUGGGUAAUAACUUGUUGAAUAGGCAACAGAAUCGGCCAACUUGUCGCUCUAGCGCACGUGGUUGUUGUUGUUAUUCUAAUUAUACAAAUCCACACUCAGAAGAACACGACACGCAAGCGUACGCAUUAAAACAACUCUACACGUCACCAAAGUUUCUCCCCCCAAAGCAGAAUGCGUCAAUUGAAAGGCAAGGUCAAGGAGACGCGCAAACAGAAGAAGGAGCGCAAACUAGAUAAUGUGGAAAUACAGGGAAAAAUUCGUACAAUUGUUUUGCCGGCCAUGGGCGUCGUAGCACUAGUUCUAGUGCUGUUCGUCUACCUAAAGACGCGGCCUGCAGUCACUGCCUAGUGCAACGAUAAACAUUCACACCGUCCCAUGACCGUUUAUAGUCUUAAGUUUAUUUAUUUUCUGAAUUUAAAUGUUACCUGUUCAGUGUGCAAUCCGUGUCUAAAGUUGUUUAUUGUACAAAUAUAGUUGUAUGCAUCGUUAAAA